This is a messenger RNA of Hyla sarda, 876 nucleotides long. RefSeq names its product putative nuclease HARBI1. Bases 1 to 876 code for a protein of 291 amino acids. The transcript is spliced from 3 exons. NCBI's taxonomy places the organism in Eukaryota, Metazoa, Chordata, Amphibia, Anura, Hylidae. The record is from RefSeq and is a predicted model, not a curated record.
AUGACUACACAGGAGACUGAUGGGCACGGGCCAGAAGCACCAGGAGGACGGCCAGGAACGUCGGGGCCAGGUAUCUUCCAACAUUGUUCGGCUGACCAAUUUGGCAUUAACAGCCAACCCUCCUUCUCAAGAAUACUUGGCCAAGUGUUACAAAGUAUGAUGCGUGUGGCACAGGAAUACAUCAAAUUCCCCCAAACAACCGAGGAAAUUCAAAGUUAUAAAGAAGCUUUCUAUAACAUUGCUGGCAUGCCCAAUGUUUUGGGAAUAAUAGAUUGUACCCAUGCAGCCCUGAUACCACCAGCAAGAAGUGAACGGGCAUAUAGAAAUAGAAAGCUUUAUCAAUCCAUUAAUGUGCAAAUUGUGGUUGGACCAUACCUAAAUAUUAUAGAUGUGGUGCCCAACUAUCCAGGAUCAUGCCAUGACGCAUUCAUCUUAAGAAAUACUGAGCUUUAUGCCAGAUUUCAACAUGGUGUCUAUGGAGAUUCAUGUUUGUUAGGUGACAAUGGCUAUAGACUCAGUAGAUGGCUAUUGACUCCCUAUUUGAACCCCAGAACAAGAGAAGAAGAACGGUUUAAUCGAGCUCACAAGAGAACAAGGGCAAUGAUUGAAUACACAUUUGGGCUCUUGAAAAGCAGGUGCAGAUGUCUGGACAUAACUGGGGGAGCAUUAAAGUAUAAACCCCAAACAGUGUGCAAAAUAAUAAUAGCAUGCUGUAUGCUGCACAAUAUUGCCCAAAAUAACAACAUACCUGCAGAAUUUGCUCAGGAUCUAAGGGAAGAAAUUGGUGCAACAGUGGAAACCCAAGAGGUCAAGCAGGAUUCCCAAGCUGUGCGGCAGCACAUAACUGCGCAUUCUUUGCAGAUUAGCUGUGUUUAA